AUGGGGAACUUAAUAAAGACAAUUAUUAUUUUAAUACCGUUGUAUUUUUUGGCUCUUACGUGUGAUAGUGCUAAGAUAAACACUCCAAGAGUGCUACUUCCAUGGUUUGAAAAUUUGAACGUGAACUUUACCUUUGAAAUCAUAGAAGGUGGUUGCUACACUUGGAGUUUAUCUCGCGAUGACAUCAUCGAUCUUGAACCCUUGUAUGAAGAUACAUGGGGACACUGUUCGCGCGCUGCUCGUGUGUCUGUUUCGAAAACAUGUAUGCCUCCAGGAUCUGUGAUAAUUUUAGCCGAAGAAGUAAAUACUGGGGAGAUUUUAAGAGGGGAUGUAGAUAUUGACAAGAUCAGUUCCUUAAAAGUAAUGAGUACCACUUGGAACCUUUAUUUAGAAGAGGCACCAGAAGCCUUUGAAGUUAUAGCAUAUGAUGACACAGGAAAUAAAUUUUCAACUUUAGAGGGUGUAAGCUUUACUUGGACAAUUGAAAAUAUUGGGACUAGCUAUGGAGAAGAUCCUUUAGUAAUGCUUGUGCAAUGGCGUGACACAGGCUACGAGCCACCACGUGGUGUAGCCCAGCUUGAAGCUCAAGGUUUACGUUCACAUUCAGUACUGCUUUAUGGACAGGCAAUGGGAGAAUCACGUGUGACUGUUUGUUUAGGAACAAUUUGUGCUAACUUUGAUCUGCAAGUGGUAGCAAGUGUUGUUUUAACUCCCACAAUUGCAUAUAUUGCACCUGGUGAUACUUUGAAGUAUAAGGUUGUGAGAGUUCGUGCAGGACGUUUAACAGUACAAGACGUUGUCGAAACACUAUACAAUAUUAAAGUACCAGAAACUCGAGUAGCAAGUAUGGAAGAUAACAUAAGCUUAGUCAAAGGAAUGGAGUUAGGAGCUUCUACCAUUCAACUUAUGUCUGGUCUUACGGAAGUUGCUAAAGCUACUUUGCAUGUCGUUGAACCAUUUUCAAUUAGAGUGACAAUAAGACCAGCCAAUUUACUAACCCGAGGAGAAGAAUUCCUAAUUCAUUGCAUAGUGUAUGAUGAAGAAGGUCAUCCUUUAACCGCUGGUCAGGAAAUAUUGAUAAGACUUACAGUUGAAGGCGAAGCCAAUGUGGAUUUAUUGAGUUCUACUGAGAAUGGGACUAUAACAGAUGCAAUAGCUCAAAAUGCCGGAGAGUUUACCGUUACAGCUAGAUUGUAUUCUAUUGCUGGUAGAGCUUUAUCAAAAAAGGUUGAAGGACAGGCUUCAGCAAUCGCAUUGGAUCCAUUGCAAGUGGUGCCACCAGAAUUGUUUAUUGCAUGGACAGAAGCAAUUCAAGAUGUACCACUAAAAUACCGCGGUGGUGGCACAGAGUUAGUCACGUGGUCAGAGAGUGAGACAGCAAACACCGCGAGUACUGCUCUCUCGCUCGCACCCACCGGCCUUUUGACAGUGCGAGGAGUCGGACACCUCGAUGUGAGAGUUCAUCUCACUCAAUACCCAUAUAUUUGGGCUAGUGGCAGAGUGCGGUCAGCAGUGCCCGAGCUGGUGCAAGUGUCGAGCACGGGGCACGCGCGCGUGGGCCGCCCGCACCUGCUGCACAUCGCGCUCACCGCCUCGCACCCUUCCGGCGAGCUUUACAAUUUUCAUGUAUGUAACUGUGAUUCGUUUGCAGUGUCUUUACUGGAAGGCCCUGAACCUCAUAACGUGACCGCGGCUCCGUGGAUAGAACCUGUUGACGGCGCGUGCUGCGUGCUGCAGUGCUGGUGGGUGACGCGCGGCGUGUCCACGGUGCGUGUGUCGCGCGGGCGCGCCGGCGACACGGCGCGCGUGGCGGUGCGCGCCGCGCCCGCGCUGCUCUGGCCGAUGAAUGCUGCUGCCCUUGUUGGGGCUACGUUACCGGUAUUAGCAGAGGGGGAGUCCCUCACCCCUCAGUCCAGUGAGUCGCGGAUAGCAGACCUGAGCGCACGAGGCGGCUUGGUGCCACACAAGUAUCCUGAUGUACAGCUGUUUACUAUGAAAUGUCGGAGGAAAGGCGACGCGCGUCUCGAGCUGCAAUCGUUCACGGAUGAAGAGCGAGAGUCAGUGGAGUUGGAGGCGUCGUGCGCGCCGCACGUGUCGCGGGUGCGCCUGGAGCCGCCCGACACGCCCGGCAACUGCUCUGGUGGACCUAGAAUAUGGCUACGACCAGGACAAGAAGUGACAGUGAAAGUGACUCUUCUAGACGCAAUAGGCAGGGAGCUUUUGGAUGAAGAGGGUCCAAGUGUGUUUUGGGAACUUCAACCUCAUCACGUUGGGAUAGAGUUCAAAUCUACUGACAGGUUGUUUGUUGAAACGAAUCCAGAGUAUGCUCCAGUACCAGUGCCUAAUAAGUAUUACCAAUUGGUAGAAGCAAAUGAACAAGCUAUUGGAUGGAGUGGAGCAAUAAAAGCAAGUAUUCCAGAUGCAACUGCAACCAUUCAGGCUAAGGUUGUAGCGCCCUUGAAGUGCGAUCCUUUGAAGGUAAAUGUAGCGUGGGAGGGUGAAACAGUUCCAAAUAUAGCUAAAAUAUCCGGUGGCAGUGGAAAGUAUACAGUGGACACGCCUAAAGGAGUGUCUGCGAGUGUGGACGGCGGCGUGCUGACCGCCGUCGUGCCCGCGCCCGGCGCCUACGACCUGCUCGUCACUGACCUGUGCGUGGGCGGCGAGAGGCAAGUUGUUGAGGUGAAUGUGGAAGAAGUACUCAAUGUAGAAGUGUCAACUGCUCGUGCAGUGUGUGUUGGGAGCUGUGUGCCUAUCAGUGCUUUAGUGAAGGGAAUAUCCCAUAGAUACUUGACUACAAGUCGUGAGCCUGACUGGAAGACUGCAGGCCAAGUGGUGAUUAAAGAUGGCAACUUAUGUGGUCUUAAAGAAGGUUCUGGAAGGGUUAGAGCAGCUUUGAGCGGAGUUUGGAGCCCUGAAGUUGAGGUGACAGUAUUCCCGGCAUUGCGGAUAGUACCGGAGCGGUCGCGCCUGCCGGCCGGCGGCGGGGUGCAGCUGCGGCACGUGGGCGGGCCGCCCUCACAUCUAGCCACGUUGAACUACCACACUGUAUCUGGCCAUGAUUAUUUACAGGUGUCACCAACGGGGUCGGUGCAAGGUGUGACUACGGGCAAAGCGCGCGUAAAGCUUGUUGCGUCUGAUAUCGUUAAUACUGAGUUGGCCAGCACAGAAGCUGAAAUUGAGAUAGUGCCGAUAUCGAACCUGCACGUGGCGGCGGCGACGCAGACGCUGCUGGUGGGGCGCGCGGCGGGCGCGUGGCUGCGCGCGGGCGCGCUGGGCGCCGCGGCGCUGGCGUCGCUGCGGCCGCCGCCGCGCGUCACGUGGGCGCUGCGCGACGCCGCCGCCGCGCGCCUCUACACCACGCACGUCGACGACUUUUUAGAAAGAUCGGUUGCAGAAGGGCUGUCAGUUCGAGUAGUGCCUCUAAAGCCAGGUGUCAUUACACUUGACGUGAGAGUGCGUAAUUUGGGACAGCUGGCAGAAACGAGGUCCUGGGACAGUACAAUAGAAAUCCUCGGUAUAUCUGACAUUCGCACGUCAAUAGAAGGUUUAUCAAAUGAAUUGGCUUCUGGAGAUCGUUUGUCGUUGGCGGUUGGAGCGAGUGUGCGUUUGAAGUCGUUGCCAAGAGGCGUUUGGUCUUCGUACGACGAUGGAUCUUUUGAAGUCAAUAAUGGCGAUGUCAAAGCAAUUCGACCCGGCCAUGGAGUUAUAUUUGUCAAACAUAAAGAUGAAAGAAAUAAUAUUGAUAGACAAGCAGUGAUCCACGUAGAAGUAUCACAGCCGCACUACUGCACGGCGGAGGCGGGCAGCGACGAGGCGGUGCGUAUAGUACUGCGCAACGCGGUGGGCCGCGCGCUACUGGCGCCGCAGGCCAACGCGACCGUCACCGAGGCUCGUCUCGUGCAUCUUCGGCGGGCUUCCGAUAGUGCACUCGGAAACGAACUCGUCAUAGCUGGACUAGAUGCGGCUGGCGCGUUUCUGGGCUUCCAAGCUUCUAUAGGCGGCACCACUGUGACUGAUGAAGUGUGGGUCGCAGGUUCUGAUACCAGUACGAACAAAAUUAUUGCGGCGGGUAGCUGGGCAAUAUGUCUGGAGGGCGUCGGGUGGCGCGCGCCCGCCGCGGUGGCGCUGUACGCGGGCAGCGGCGUGACGCUGGCGGUGCUGCGCGCGGACGCGGCGGCGCGCCACGCGCUGCGCCGGGACCGCCCCGCCCUCGCCUACACCGUGCACCAGCUGCCUGUGCACAAGAUGGAGUUUUUGCCCGGUGAGUGGCCGUACACGCUAGUGCCGUUGUCCAUACAAGGAGAAGGUCUAAUGUCAAGUCCACUGCUUUGUACUGAAGAACAAAAGUACGCAAUCGAAGGCCUUGAAAUAGAACUGCCUUACUCAUGUCGUACUAAAGCGCCGCAUACCGCUAAAGCUGUACUUGAUGUUUUUAAUGGUCAACUCGGCUGUUCAAUAGUACCAGCGAUACAAUUAACUGACGCAUUAGAAGUAGAACUUUGUGCUGAAUGGGGAGUCUCACGCACAUGCACCAAAGUCCUUCUCUUGCCACCAUUAAAAAUAUCCCAAGCGAAAAUAUCUCUACUUAACCCUCCAGCAACAUUUACCAUAACAGGACAUCCACAUGCAUUGAAAAUGGUCAAAAUGACCACAUCUCCAGGGUUAAAAUUAGAAGUAACAAGCAGUGAUACAGAAAUCAGUGUUCUAGUUAAAAGUGAAACAGUUAUUUGUGGUAUGGGAUGGGUCAAUGUGGUUUCAAGGCUUACGUCGCAAGAGAUGAGAGUUGAAGUGGAGAGAGAGUUUGAGAUUGCCUGCGGUACAUUACUAGGAGCUAUAUUUGCACUAUUAUUACCAUAUUUGCCAACACUCAUAACAGUUGUUGCCAUUACUGCUGGAUAUCUAUAUGUACAAUCGAAGUUGCAAAGGAAAGGGCAGAUUCGAAUACCAACCGAACCAGUUCAAACCGUUUUACCAGAGACUCCGCCACUAAGAAGCCGUACAUGGUCUCGGAGUCCUUAUGCGGCUGGAGGCCCCGCCUCACCAGUAUAUGGUGACACCAGCACGUUACCAGAUGCCAGCUUCUCACCAAACUCAUCAAGAAUACACUCAAGAUUCCUA
Brenthis ino (lesser marbled fritillary) is the source of this 5118-nucleotide messenger RNA. NCBI's taxonomy places the organism in Eukaryota, Metazoa, Arthropoda, Insecta, Lepidoptera, Nymphalidae. The record is from the annotation of a GenBank genome assembly.